AGUAACGCUAAUGUUUUCUAACGUUAUGUUUCAGUGCUAAAAAAGUACGUUCUUCUUCAAUGGACGGAUUUGUUACAAAGCUAGCUACAUGCACACCUCAGCAAGCAAAUGUUCUGACUGAGUCCAUACUGAACAUGUUGGUGACGGACAUGAGACCCCUGUCGAUGGUGGAGGAUGAAGGGUUUAAGGAGAUGAUUAAACAAUUCAACCCGGAUUAUCACAACAACUACCUACCAGGCAGAUCCCACUUCACCGCAUUGAUGGAGAAGAAAUAUCAUGCAACCUUUGAGAAGGUAAAGGAGACCCUCAGGGGCGUCAACAGUUUCCUCACGCUGACUGCUGAUGUGUGGACCAGUCGUGCAACAGAGGCUUACCUUGGAGUGUCUUGCCAUUUCCUGAGUGAAGACUGGAAAAUGAAGAUGUUCAACCUUUCCACCAUGCCUCUUGAGGAGAGGCAUACUGGUGCAAAUAUAUUGACAUGGAUGGAACAGGUUUUAGCAAAGUUUGACAUCUUGCCCACCAAAAUAAAAGCAGUAGUUCAUGAUAGUGGUUCCAAUAUGGUGGCAGCAAUGCGACUGCUUGAAGAAAAACAUGGAUGGGCCUCCAUCCGCUGUGCUGGACACACACUCCAGCUCGUAGUCAACACUGCUCUCAAAGAAACCACCAUUAGCAGAGCACUCGGUGCUGCCAGGCAGCUUGUGGAGCACUUUAAGAGAAGCGAGCUGGCUAGUACAAAGUUAAAGAUGAAGCAGGAGCAAAUGAAUGUUAAGCAAAAUGCACUGAUCCAGGAUGUCAGUACAAGAUGGAACAGUACAUUCCACAUGAUUGAAAGACUCCUUGAACAGCGCUGGCCUCUCACUGCCACUCUGUCAGAUCCCGAAGUAACUCCAAGGGGGAAACACUACUUCGACCUGAAGCCAGAGCAGUGGGAGCUGCUUGAAGAAUUGAAGCAGGGGUUGGCACCUUUUGAGACUGCUACUGUUUACCUUAGUGCACAGCAGUACACAACCAUUUCAGGUCUUCCACAGGUGGUCAAAGGGCUGACACGGGCUGUACACCAAAGCCAAUUUGAGACAAACUCAGGAAAAUCCUUCAUUUCCAGUGCAGAAAAGGGGAUAACACAGAGGUGGGGGAGUAUUUGCACUAUCUCAGGAGACAAAGAAAAUCCAGUUCUUCUUGCAGCUGCCCUGGACCCGAGAUACAGAAAGCUGAAGUUUUUGACUCCUGAAGAUGGCAUCAGACUGCAGGGGAGUAUUGAAGUGCUUGCUGUCAAAGAAGCAAAAACGACUGGGACACAGGAUGCAAAAGGGCCAAUGCAGAGGGCCCAUGGUUCAGGUAGAAAGAGUGCUCUGGAAACCCUUCUUCAGUCUGACACAGACAGUUUGAGUGAAAAUGAGGAUGGAGAAUCUGAGGAGGACAGAAAGAUCCAAGUUGUGAUAAAUGAAGUUCGGCUGUACUUCGGAGAGGCUUCACUUCCUAAAAACGAGGAUCCACUGGAAUGGUGGAGUGCAAAUGAGGGGCGUUUCCCCACAAUGUCAAAGCUUGCCAAAUCAUUUCUGUGCAUCCCUGCAACCUCCACCCCAUCGGAGCGGAUUUUCUCUGCAGCAGGGAACAUCUGCUCUCAAAAGAGAGCAAGCCUUUCUUCAGGACAUGUAGAAAUGCUAACUUUCCUGGCUAUGAACAAGACCCUUGUGCAGUUUGGCAUUAUAUAGAGUAACAGUAUAGUAAAGUUGAAUACUGUUGUGAGCACUGAGCACAAAACGCACUUUUGUUACAUUUGAGUCAGUGAGACCAAAACUUUAAUAAUUCCUUAGUUACAAGUGCCUACCUCAUUGUUGCUAUGUUUGAUGCCAAAGACAAAUUAAGGAAAGAAAAGGCCUAAAAAAUAAAUAUAAAGUUUUUUUUUUGUGUUGUUUAGGCAAGUGCCUUUUCCUUAUUUUACUCAGGUGUUUGCACUUUAUGCUACACAGUUAAACAACUGUUUGUUGCUACAAGCAUAUUUUAUUAAAGGUUUAUUGAACUGUUAUCUUAAUUGUCUUUAUUUUUAGUUGGCAUGUAUCUUAAACACUUCAAGCUGAAAGCUAAUUAUGGUUAUAUAAGAGCAGCUUCAUGCUGGUGCGAUAAGUUGUAUGUUUUACUUUGAAUUUACGUAUCAUCCGAUUAGUCGACUAAUCGAUAAGAUAAUCGGUGACUAGUCGACUAUCAAAAUAAUCGUUUGUGGCAGCCCUAUCUGACAUGCACUGCCAACUGUGGAACCUUAUAUAGACAGGUGUGUGCCUUUCCAAAUCAUGUCCAAUCAACUGAAUUUGCCACAGGUGGACUCCAAUUAAGCAGUCGAAGCGUCUCAAGGAUGAUCAGUGGAAACAGGAUGCACAUGAGCUCAAUUUAGAGCUUCAUGGCAAAGGCUGUGAAUACUUAUGUACAUGUAAUUUCUUUGUUUUUUAUUUUUAAUAAAUUUGCAAGACUCUCAAAAAAACUUUUUUCAUUUUGUCAUUAUGGGGUGUUAUGUGUAGAAUUUUAAGGGAAAAAAAUAAUUGAAUCCGAUUUGGAAUAAGGCUGUAACAUAACAAAAUGUGGAAAAAGUGAAACGCUGUGAAUACUUUCUGGAUGCACUGUAUAUUUCCACAUUAAAGCAUU
Acanthochromis polyacanthus (spiny chromis) is the source of this 2637-nucleotide messenger RNA. RefSeq names its product E3 SUMO-protein ligase ZBED1-like. Gene Ontology annotation, molecular function: DNA binding; protein dimerization activity. NCBI's taxonomy places the organism in Eukaryota, Metazoa, Chordata, Actinopteri, Pomacentridae. The coding region runs from base 60 to 1712 and encodes 550 amino acids. The transcript has 2 exons. The record is from RefSeq and is a predicted model, not a curated record.